Erythranthe guttata (spotted monkey flower) is the source of this 2100-nucleotide messenger RNA. Lineage: Eukaryota; Viridiplantae; Streptophyta; Magnoliopsida; Lamiales; Phrymaceae. The record is from RefSeq and is a predicted model, not a curated record.
AUGAAUGUAGCCCAUAGUACAUGGCCAGUAAUAUUAAUGCCAUACAAUCUUCCACCUGCAGAUUGUAUGAAGAAGUCUUACUUUAUGUUAUCUGUACUUAUACCUGGUCCCUCUGAACCCGGCAAUAAUCGUGAUGUAUAUUUGCAACCCUUGAUUGCUGAGCUAAAGGAAUUAUUUGAAGUUGGAGUAACUACAUACGAUGCUUCUUCGAAAACAAAUUUCCAAAUGCGUGCAGCUUUAUUAUGGACUAUUAGUGACUUUCCUGGCCUUGCAUCUAUAUUUGGUUGGAGUACGAAAGGAGAAUUCGCUUGUUCCGUGUGUUAUAAGUUUACUAACUCUAAAUGGUUAGACAAUUCUCGCAAGUACUGUUACAUGUGUCAUCGUAUUUUCUUACCCGAUGGUCAUCCGUAUCGAAAUGAGAAAGCCACGUUUGAUGGGAAAAAGGAACUUCGAAAGGCACCUCCUUAUUUGAAGGGAUCCACAGUAUUAGAUGAUAUCAAAAAUAUUGAUAACAAGUUUGGAAAGAAUGUGGGCGAUUUAAAUUUACCUUACAGCUGGAAAAAAAAAAGUAUUUUGUUUAAUUUGCCAUACUGGGAAAAAAAUCUUGUACGUCAUAAUCUCGAUGUUAUGCACAUUGAGAAAAAUGUGUGUGAUAAGGUUUUGUAUACAUUAAUCGAUUCCGAUAAGUCAAAGGAUAACUAUAAAGCCCGCAUGGAUUUGAAGAAAAUGGGCAUUAGGAAUGCACUCCAUCCUUAUUCCGAUGAGUUUGGAAAAGAGUGGAUACCGACAUCAUCUUUCACAUUAGAUAAAUCUGAGAAGGAAAGAUUUUGUAAGGUGUUGAAAAAUGUUAAAGUGCCCGAUGGUUAUGCUGCAAAUAUUUCGAGGUGUGUGCACUUGAAACCAACUAGGAUUUUUGGUUUGAAGAGUCAUGAUAGUCACAUAAUGAUGCAACAAUUGUUGCCCCUUUCAUUGCGCAAUCUUUUGCCAAAGUCGGUACGUUCACCUUUGAUUCAUUUGAGUCGUUACUUUAGAAACUUGUGUUCUAAAACACUUCAAGUCGGUGAUUUGACACGAAUGGAAAAAGAGAUUGCUCUCAUACUUUGCCAGCUUGAAAAGAUCUUCCCCUCUGCAUUUUUUGAUGUCAUGGUACAUCUGACUGUGCAUUUGGUUACUGAGGCAAAAUUAGCUGGUCCGGUACAUUAUCGUUGGAUGUAUCCUGUUGAACGGUACUUGAGUACAUUGAAAUCUUAUGUACGCAACCGAUGUCGGCCAGAAGGAUCAAUUGCUGAAGGGUAUUUGGCUGAAGAAUGUUUAGCAUUUUGUUCAUUAUAUUUCGAUGAAAAUGUUGAAACAAGACGCAAUCGGACGAGUCGAAAUAGUUGUGGAGGUGAAGACAGCACAAAAAGUUUAGAUAUUUUUUUUAUGUCUGGUACUCCGUUAUGGAAGGGGAAGAUUGAAGAAUUGAAAUUAAGUGAAGACGAUCCUAAACAAAGUGAUGUAAUACGUCUUGCAAGGGGGCCUAUUCCUGUUGGAACUAGAUAUAGAGGUUUUAAAUUGAAUGGGUUUCGAUUUCAUACUAGAGAACUAGAGAGGAAAAGAAAAACCCAAAAUAGCGGUGUGAUGGUUAAUGCAACAACUACAAGUUUCGCAAGCAAAAAAGAUAUGAGACCUAUCGUACAAGAGAUGAUGUAUUAUGGGAUCUUGAAAAAUAUUAUUGAGUUCGAUUACACCGGUGGAAAGAAGAUUGUAUUAUUUGAUUGUGAUUGGGUAUCCAAAGGCAGAAGGCAAAAAGAGAAUGAUGAUGGAUUCACUUUAGUUAAUUUUACAAAAAUAAGGCGUCAAAGUGAACCUUUUGUUCUUGCAUCACAAGUUCAACAAGUGUUUUAUGUUGCUGAUCCCAUUGAAAAAGAUUGGCAUGUAGUGAUAAAGACAAAGGCGAGAGAGAAGUUCGAUGACGGGAGAGACGUAGCUAUUGAUGGCGUUGAUACUAUUGUGCAAAGUAAACCAUGCAAAGAUCGUCCUAUCAUUGAAGACGAACUAGUUUCUUGGGUUCGAGAGGGGGUUCCUGAAAUUCCAGUGGAUAGUUUAGAUGAUGCAUGA